UUUUGCUGUGCGGUGCCAUAACAUCCAGCUGCUGGUGUCUAGUUGUCUACUUCCACUGUCACACAACUAGCUAGCACAUACUAACACAAUGGAUUUCAACGUGAAGAAAUUAGCCUGCGGUGCUGGAGUGUUUUUCACGCGAGCUGUCCAGUUCACAGAGGAGAAGUUGGGCCAGGCGGAGAAGACUGAGCUGGACGCUCACUUUGAAAACCUGAUGAGCCGCGCAGACUGCACCAAACUUUGGACUGAGAAAAUCUACAGACAGACUGAGGUCCUGCUGCAGCCCAACCCAAGUGCCAGGAUUGAAGAGUUUCUCUAUGAAAAGUUGGACAGGAAGGCACCAUCCAGAAUUACCAAUGCAGAGCUGCUGGGUCAAUACAUGCAGGAUGCAGCAAAGGAAUUUGGUCCUGGAACUCCAUAUGGGAGCACUUUAAUUGAAGUCGGGGAAUGUGAGAGAAGAAUAGGAACAGCAGAGAGGGAGUUCCUCCAGACGUCCGCCAUCAGCUUUCUUACCCCCCUCAGGAACUUUCUGGAAGGAGACUGGAGGACAAUUUCGAAAGAACGACGCCUUCUGGAGAAUCUCCGCUUGGACCUGGAUUCCUGUAAAACGCGUCUGAAGAAGGCCAAGGUGGCUGAGGCUAAGGCUGCGACGGCUCCAGAUUUUCAGGAGACCAGACCACGUAACUACGUGCUUUCUGCCAGUGCCUCUGCGCUCUGGAGUGAGGAAGUGGAAAAAGCUGAACAUGAACUCCGAGUGGCUCAAACAGAGUUUGACCGGCAAGCAGAGGUCACACGGCUGCUGUUGGAAGGCAUCAGUAGUACUCAUGUGAACCACUUGCGCUGUCUGCAUGAGUUUGUGGAGGCCCAAGCAGCUUAUUAUAAGCAGUGUCAUUUCCACAUGCAAGAACUCCAGAAAGAGCUGGGAAGGCUUCCCAACGCAUUUGCACUGAACUCCACUCAGUCUAUAGCUACGGCUGACUCUGCAUCAGAGGGCAUCAGCAGCCCUGUGGAGACAGACACACUGAAGAUUGAAGAAGUUCAGGCACCAGCUACAGGAACACGCAAGGCCAAAGUCCUUUAUGAUUAUGAUGCUGCUGACUCCAGUGAGCUCUCGCUUUUAGCUGAUGAGGUCAUUACAGUUUACACAGUGCCAGGAAUGGACUCUGACUGGCUGAUUGGAGAGAGAGGAAACCAGAAAGGAAAAGUGCCUGUCACAUACCUGGAGCUUCUCAGCUAAAGAACACACAGCAUUGACAAACACAUGUGCAUGUGCAUGUGUGUGAGUGAUUACUACUAAAGCCAUGAGGAUAUUUCAUUCACUUCAUUCAAUUUCACACUCCCACACCAACCUGUAACCUUCAGCAGCAGUCCUCCACAGUAAGCAUUAGCUAAAGUGUUAAGUUAAACAGGCUCACUCAUCUAUCUGUGUGCUUCCCCAAACACACUGAAAUAUAUAUUAACACUGACAGCAGUCAUAAUGGAGACAUUGUUACAAUGAGUGCAGAAAAAUCCCCAUGGGAGAUGGUUAACAUUCCUUUUUAUUAUGAUAAUGAUUUUUUCCCUUUUUAUUUCCCAUUUAUUGUUUGCAUCCUAAUAUUUCAGGUAGACUUUCCACACUGUCUUCAGAGGGAUUUUCAUCAAAAUUAUGUUGUUAAUUUGUCUUCAUUGUCUCUUAAAGCUGUUUCAUAGUUUGUCUUAAGAAGGCAGUAGUACAGAUAAAACAAACAUGCAAUAAUCAUGCCUCCCUGAGGUUAAAGGGGCGAUGACCAGUUACGUACAGUUUAUCUCUGUAUGACACACUCCUUAUUAAAGAAGAAGUGAAAACUAAUGUGGACAAGCAGACAACAGAUCAUUGUGAUAGACAGGUCAUGUUGUGUUGAUGCAUCAGAUUCCCUGUAAUUACCAGCCAUGGCUGAAGAAAACCAUUCACGCCACUUUGUUUUAUUUUAAAGCCAUAAAUCAAACUGAAAGUUGUGACCGCUUCCCAUUUUUGCUGCAGAAAUGUGUGUCGUGAACGCAAUAUCUCAAGAACACCUUGAGGGAAUUUCUUCAAAUUUGGUACAAACGUCCACUUGGACUCAAAUUUGAAGAAACUCCCUUGAACUGAUUAGAAUGUGGUGGUCAGGCCACUGUGACCUCACAAAACAUGGUUGUGGCCAUAGCUCAAGAAUUAAUGUAAUGAUGAAAAAAAUUUCACACAAAUGUCUAAUAGGAUAAAAUGGUGAAGUGAUGACAUUUUAUGUCAAAGGUCAACUUCACUGUGACAUCAUAAUGUUCUGCAAAACACUUUUCUGGCCAUUACUUAACAUCAUAUCUCAGGAACAGAAGGGGAGACAUUUGGUCAGAUACUGAAUUGGCGACUCUAAUCUUGGGUGUCCACCUUCUUGAAACUGUGCUGAUUGUAUAGAUCUUCUGUGCUGCUGGGUUGAAGAUGUGUAUGAAGCAUCUAAAGCAUCCAUAAUUUCACAGAAAUGGAUGUGAACUGUCAAUGCAACUUCACUAGUGUGUCGAGGCAUACAGCCAGGGUCAGAAAUUAGCACCAGCCACCAGCCAAGUGCUGGUCAAAUAUGCAAGUGGCUGCUAGAUUUGCUUUACCCACCAGCCAAAAAAAACAAUGGUAAUCUAUUGAGUGGCUGGUAGAUUUUUGGAAUCCACCAACCAAAGUGGCAGGUGGAAAAAAAGCCUUCUUUGCCUCUCCCAGCAAAGAUGAUGUCCCCUUGAACAAUAUGAACACCUGCACAACAAAUAAACAUGAACACCAUCCUAACUGCCUUAAGAUGAUGGGAAGGAACUGCUAAGGCCAUCUGCUGCAAACCAGAGAAUGCGCUCUUCACAACAAAAUGUCCAGUGACCUAAUGUACACCACAUACAGCAUGCAGGACUCCUUUUAAUCAUGUGUGUGUGUUUGUGUGAUUUUGGUUUGCCCUUAUGUGUUGUUUGAAUUUACAAAGGUCCCGUUUGUCGCUGUUUUUGUCUGUUAAUACUUCAGAGUGUCUUCAGUCUGGAGCUGCAUGUGCUACAGCUAGCAGCCUGUCCAUGUGCGUGUGUAUAAGAGUAUAAGAUAUAGCUAAGUCUGUUUGUGUGAGAACUGGAGCAUCAAAAUGUUUGCACAAGAAACUAAUGUGCUCUCUCACAUCCAUUAUGUGUACAUGCAUGCACUGUCAUUUUUUUUAACCCACCUCAGUUUUUGUGAAAUGAGUACAAUGUUUAAAAAUGCAACAAUCUGCUAGCAAAGGAGAAGUGAAAUUAACCUGAGACUCAAGCACAUAGUUUUCUUACGUCAGUGAGAGGCGAGAAUGUGGUCAAAUAAUUCUUGCUGGCAGAUGAAUGUAAUCCAAGUCAUGUUUCCUGAUCUCUAGUCUUGUGCUCAUUUCACAAAUUUGUUUUUUUUUUUCUUUUCAAUUUGUUUUGUUUUUUUUACUUAAACUGUUGUGUUAUACCUCAUCUUGUAUUAUUAUUGUUAUUAUUAUUAUUAUUAUAUAUUUUGUCAAAAUAUGUAUUGCCUGUUCCUUAACCAUGCUGAAUGAAUGAAAUGUAUGGGAUUAAUUUAAUAAUAAAAAGUCUGAUUUAUUUGAUUUCACUGACUUUUUCACAGUAGCUAUAUACACUUAUCCUAGGAAACCAUACUGAAUAUAACAAACCACCAUGGUCAAAAGGAAAAGUCGAUGCAGAAGUGCCUUAAGGUGCAGUUCCUCUAAAUGGCUGCUAAAUGCAACUACAAGGGGGGAAAAUGUUUUCCUCAAGAACAUCAUGGUUUCUAUUAUUCAAUAAUGUGUUGGU
Epinephelus moara (kelp grouper) is the source of this 3780-nucleotide messenger RNA. It is a transcript of the gene sh3glb2a, whose product is annotated as SH3-domain GRB2-like endophilin B2a. NCBI's taxonomy places the organism in Eukaryota, Metazoa, Chordata, Actinopteri, Perciformes, Serranidae. The coding region runs from base 89 to 1237 and encodes 382 amino acids. Gene Ontology annotation, molecular function: protein binding. The transcript is spliced from 11 exons. Gene Ontology annotation, biological process: membrane organization. Gene Ontology annotation, cellular component: membrane; cytoplasm. The record is from RefSeq and is a predicted model, not a curated record.